AUGGUUGCUUGGAAUCAUCUAAGAUUCAAUAGACCCUUAUUUGUAAAAUCUAAAAUUUAACUUGCAAGAGUUUACUUUGAACUUGGAAAUCAUUACGAGAGUCGAAAAUUAUUCAAAAAGAUAAAAUCAUAGAUUAAAACAGAGGAGGUUUUAUAAAACAACAAAAAUAUAAUACUUUAGUUUUACAUCGCCAAAUCAAAGUAUUUCUUAAGCCUCAGACUUUUCAAAAAGUAUUCAAAAUCGGUCAUUAAAAUGUGUGAUUUUAUUGAUGAAGAUAAAAACAUUUAAAUCAAAUAGGUUCAGAAAUUCUUAUAGCUAUCAAAUUUAAGUUCUAGUAUUAACCCUAAAGAAACAGAAGAAGUUCUAAAGAAAAAGCUUGAUAUGAACAAUUUGUAGGAAUAUUUUAAGACUGCCUUGCUCCCCUUUUUUUCAAUACACAUAGAAUCUUAAUUCUUAAAAUUAUUCUACUUGAAAAAAGAUCUCUCAUCAAUAUUCGCUUUUAGAACUUUAAUGGAGCUCAAAAAUAGAGUAAAUCAAUUAGAAGAGUAUAAAUUUAUAUAAGAUGGUUGCAACUUUAUUAAUCUCAAUUACAGGAUAUUAAAAACCAUUGAAUUAGUUUGUGGUGAUGACUAUAAACUUAAGAUUGAGGAGGCAGAAUAAGAAUUUAGUAAUAUAAUCAAUGAUUACAAGAACUAUCUUGAUAAUUUUGAAUUCUAAUAGAUUAUAAUUAAAGCUUCAAAAAUAAUUCUAGAUUUCACAUAAUUUGAGGCUCUUGAGGAUAUUUUAAGAGAUUUUGUUAUUGGUUAGAUAUUUGAAUUUAGAAGUGAAAACUACCCCCUCAGUAUCUAUAGUUGCUAUCCUAUAUUGGAUAUCGCUUAGACAGUACAUAUUUUAUCUAAAAGAGGUAUUUCUUUAAGUCUAUUUUGUUAAUAGGAAUUGAAAUUUAAGGCAUAGUAAUUUGAAGAUAUCUUUUUGGAAAAGUCAAUUGAAGUUUUUCCGGAAGAUUAUUUGAAUAAUGCGAAAGCUAAGUAGCGAAUUUAAGAACUUAAUUUAAAGAUUACUAACGAGUAACUUGACCUAAAGGACUAUAUAGUAAAGUUGGAAGAAAUUUUGACUUAAUUAUCAAAGGAUUAAUAUCACGGCUAAAGAGAUCACAUUUUUGAAUCUCUACUUUUCAUUAAGGUCAGAGAAGUUUUAAAUUCUUAAUAAAAUUUUCCUCCUGAAUAAAAGCAAGAAUAUGAAAUUUAUUAAUAGAGAAGAGUUUACUAUCAAUAAAGGAACACUAUAGACUACUACCAACAGGGCUCUGAUAAGACUAUAUUUGGCUUAAUGUCAAUGUUUGUGAAGAAUAAGCUGUUUGAAGAAUUUAAAUAAAUCACCUAUGACUUUAUAGAAAUCAAAGUUAAUCAAGCAAAAAUACAUGAUCUCGCAUAAAUGAUGCCUUAUGUAAUAGCAAUGAUAUAUGAGUUAGGAGAUACUAAAUUUUCUGUAGAGAUUAUUGAUAAAACACUCGAGCUUUUAAAGGCACUUCCUUUAAUUUUCUAUGCUGAUUAAAUCUUUAUGGAGAGAAUCUUGACGCUUUUAACAACGCUAAAGCUAUAUGAACUGGGCUUGAAUUAUUCAGAAUUAACUAUAGGUCUUUGUGACAGAUAUGAGUAGCCUGCUCAACCAAAUGACUAGGUCUAGAAAUUAAAGAAAAGAUUUCGGCUCUUUAAAUACUAAUGCUUACUUGAACUGGACAGAAGUAACUCUCGAUCAGAACUUAAAAAGAUUUAAGAAGACAUUAAUUAAAUUGAAACAGUUUUUGGAGAGGAUGGAGAUAUAUAAUCUAGAAUAGUUGAGAUAAAAUAAAGACUGCAUGUGUUAACUGAAAAAAGUGAUUAGGCCCUGUUACUGAAAGCUCUUGGCUUUGGAUUACUAGCAUCAGGGAUAGUAAUUACUGCUGUUGUUUAUUUUACUAAAAAGAGAAAUUGA
This is a messenger RNA of Stylonychia lemnae, 1974 nucleotides long. Lineage: Eukaryota; Ciliophora; Spirotrichea; Sporadotrichida; Oxytrichidae. The record is from the annotation of a GenBank genome assembly.